GAUUUUUCUAACCUAAGAUUUCUAAAACAGUUUCCAAUUUGUUCUGUGUUUCAAAUAUAAAAAAAUGUACCGAUUAGCUGUAUACAUACUUCCUUUUCUAUUACUAGUUGUAAUUAGAAAAUACAGAGAAAGAAAAUGGGGAAAAUGUCUCAACAAAGUUAAAUUAGAUGGAAAAACGGUUCUUAUUACUGGAGCAAAUUCCGGCAUAGGAUAUGAAGUGGCCAAAGAAUUGGCUUCCAGGAGUGCUCAAGUGAUUUUGGCCUGCAGAACUAUGGAGAAGGCGAAUUUAACUAUCACGAAAUUACAAGAAUCUCUGGAAAACACUCCAGAUUUGAUCCCCAUGGCUAUCGAUCUAGGCUCUCUGGAAUCAGUGAAAGAAUUUGCUUCUUUAGUAAGGAAAAGCUGUUCAAAAAUAGAUAUUAUGAUUAAUAAUGCGGGAGUGGCGUAUCGAAGAUCAGACCGAUUAAAAACACAAGACGGUUUUGAAAUUCAUUUCGGUGUUAAUCAUUUGGGCCAUUUUUAUUUGACGCUUUUGCUUGAAGAUCUUGUUGCAAAAGCUAAAGGGAGAAUAGUGGUUGUCACCUCUUCCCUACUUGAAAAGGGUAAAGUCGAUCUUAAUGCUAUAAAAAAGUUUAAUUUCGAACAGAAGGUGAAUUUGUACGCUAACUCGAAGCUUGCCAAUGUUUAUUUUGCUCAAGAAUUAGCUAGAAGAACUAAAGAUAAGGAAAUCAGUGUAUAUGCAGUAUGUCCUGGCUGGGUAUAUACCGGACUAUUUCGGCAUUCCUUUAGAUGGUAUCAUUAUUUCUUUGCUCCAGUUGCCUUUCUGUUUAUGCGAAGUCCUAAACAGGGAGCUCAAACAGUCAUCUAUUGCGCUACUGAGCCAACUUUAGACCAAGAAAGUGGUUUAAUUUAUCGGGAUUGUAUGUUGUACAACAGUAGAAUCAUAUUUUUUGAUAAAUUAGCAAGAGAUCUAUGGAGUGAAUCUGAAAAUAUGAUUUCAAGUGUUAUAAAGAACCAAUGAACAAAUGGAUGGGAGUUGUUAUUUAGUUAUUAUUUAGGGUGUAAUGUUGUAUAUUUUAUUUAUAUUUGUUUAUCUGUAAAUUUAAAUAAUAAA
Messenger RNA from Sitophilus oryzae (rice weevil), 1114 nucleotides. RefSeq names its product retinol dehydrogenase 11-like. The transcript is spliced from 5 exons. Bases 65 to 1021 code for a protein of 318 amino acids. The record is from RefSeq and is a predicted model, not a curated record. NCBI's taxonomy places the organism in Eukaryota, Metazoa, Arthropoda, Insecta, Coleoptera, Curculionidae.